Messenger RNA from Mesorhabditis spiculigera, 1320 nucleotides. NCBI's taxonomy places the organism in Eukaryota, Metazoa, Nematoda, Chromadorea, Rhabditida, Rhabditidae. The record is from the annotation of a GenBank genome assembly.
AUGUUCGGGUCUUCGAAUUCCGCCUUCCAACCGGUGCCCUCCAGCGGUGAACACAAGCAGCUCCUCAAUUUUGAGCCCUCCGCGGUGGCCGCCAUGAGCAGCCACAACGCCCUCCCUUCCCUCAUGCAUUGCCGGAACAGGCGCGACCCCAUGCAACCGUCCAAUAGCCAACCUACGGCCACCCCGCUAACCAACAUGCUGCCCGGCUUUGGAAUUCAACAAUUCCCCAGCCCGAAGCACUGCUCCCUUUCAUGCCGCCAUUCGACGGUUCGGUGGCAAAGCGGGCAGUUCCCCACCAGCCGCUCAAACUCGUUCUCCGUCUCUUCACUCCUGAAGGGCGAUCUGAUGACGGCCGCUGUUCCGGCCGCCGAGCUCCAAGCUCAACUCCAACAGCUAGUCGCCUCAGCCUCCUCUAGCACCUCGGCCGUCGUCAACCCGAUCGACCAACCGACCAGCUCCCCAUUCUCGGCACCACUCCUUCCACAUCAACAAAUGCCUCCAUUCCGACCUCUUUCCAUCCAAGAACUGCACAGAGCCCGCCAAAUUCAACAGCUACAGAUGAAUUUCGCACACCAGAUGAGGAGUUUUGGGAUGCCGGGCAUGAGUGACGUGCGACUGUCGGCGCGUGAGAUAUGCGUGGUGUGCGGCGAUUCGGCGAGCGGCUACCACUACGGGGUGAUGAGCUGUGAGGGGUGCAAGGGCUUCUUCCGGCGAAGCGUUCAAAAGAACAUUGACUACGAAUGUCACAAGGAACGGAAGUGUACUGUGGACCGAGUGUCGAGGAAUCGAUGCCAGCGAUGUCGAUAUGAGAAAUGCUUGAAGGCAGGCAUGAAUAAGGAACAAGUGCGCCAAGACCGAAAAAGGUAUCGUCGUGGGGCCGAGGAGGGUCGCGAGAUGGAAGUCGACGAAGCGAAAGGGAUGGCUUGGAGAUUCUAUCUGGCCUCAAACCCAUUAUUCGUGGCUAUUCCCGAGGAAAGGCGAAAACAAUUGGCCGAUGAAGCACUUGCUUCUAUUAUGGUCAUCCGAGCGGCCUUCGUGCCGAAUUCCACAUCAGUCACUGAUUGGCCAGCUUCGAUGGAGCUUGAGAUAGAAAAACUACGCGCCGGUCUGGCUAAUGUCAGCGAGCACGAGGUACACAUCCUGGUGGGUCUCGUACUGGCGCAUGCCCUCGAUGCUGAUGGCGAAACGAUCAAGCUGAAGCUCUCCGAGUGUCUACAGGUUGAGGUUGCCGUCCGAAAAGCCGACGCGCACAUCUACAACCAACUAAUGUUCAAGCUGGGCUCGUUGAAAAUGGCCCUUGGCACUGUGCACGCCGCGCAA